Messenger RNA from Oryctolagus cuniculus (rabbit), 7769 nucleotides. NCBI's taxonomy places the organism in Eukaryota, Metazoa, Chordata, Mammalia, Lagomorpha, Leporidae. The record is from RefSeq and is a predicted model, not a curated record.
AGUUAAGCCAAGCCAAUGAGACCAGCUGCUAAUAAGUGGGCUUGGCUUACAAUAUAACAGUGGCAGGAGGAGGAGAGCAAAGCUACCGAGCCAGCGAGGAGUGAAGCAGAGCCCGGCCUCACGCGCGCUAGAGGACCACCUCCUGAGACAGAGUUCUUUCCCCCUUCUUCUCGCCCUGCUCCCCUUCUGCCCUCCCUGCCUGCCCACUACAAUGCAUUCUUGAGUGGCAGCGUCUGGACUCCAGGCAGCCCCAGAGAACCGAAGCAAGCCAAGGAGAGAGGACUGGAGCCAAGACACUCUGGUGGCGGAGCUUGGAUGCCUGGCUUUCUUUGAGGACAUCUUUGGAGCGAGGGUGGCUUUGGGGUGGGGUGUUGUGCUGCAGGGAAUCCAGCCAGGCCCCAAGAUGGACACUUCUGGGCACUUCCAUGACUCGGGGGUAGGGGACCUGGAUGAGGACCCCAAGUGCCCCUGUCCAUCUUCUGGAGAUGAGCAGCAGCAGCAGCCACAGCAGCAGCAGCUACCACCGCCGCCAGUGCCACCAGCAGCCCCCCAGCAGCCCCCGGGACCCUCGCUGCAGCCUCAGCCUCCACAGCUCCCGCAGCAGCAGCCGCCGCCGCCGCCGCCACCGUCGCAUCCCCUGUCUCAGCUCACCCAACUCCAGAGCCAGCCCGUCCACCCCGGCCUGCUGCACUCCUCUCCCACCGCUUUCAGGGCCCCCCCCUCGGGCAACUCCACCGCCACCCUCCACCCUUCCUCCAGGCAAGGCAGCCAGCUCAAUCUCAAUGACCACUUGCUUGGCCACUCUCCAAGUUCCACAGCCACAAGUGGGCCUGGCGGAGGCAGCCGGCACCGGCAGGCCAGCCCCCUGGUGCACCGGCGGGACAGCAACCCCUUCACGGAGAUUGCCAUGAGCUCCUGCAAGUACAGCGGUGGGGUCAUGAAGCCCCUCAGCCGCCUCAGCGCCUCCCGGAGGAACCUCAUUGAGGCCGAGCCCGAGGGCCAACCCCUGCAGCUCUUCAGCCCCAGCAACCCCCCGGAGAUUGUCAUCUCCUCGCGGGAGGACAACCAUGCCCAGCAGACCCUGCUCCACCACCCCAACGCCACCCACAACCACCAGCAUGCCGGCCCCCCUGCCAGCAGCACCACCUUUCCCAAAGCCAACAAGCGGAAAAACCAAAACAUUGGCUAUAAGCUGGGACACAGGAGGGCCCUGUUUGAAAAGAGGAAGCGACUGAGCGACUAUGCUCUGAUUUUUGGGAUGUUUGGAAUUGUUGUUAUGGUGAUAGAGACCGAGCUCUCUUGGGGUUUGUACUCAAAGGAUUCCAUGUUUUCGUUGGCCUUGAAAUGCCUUAUCAGUCUGUCUACCAUCAUCCUUUUGGGUUUGAUCAUCGCCUACCACACACGUGAAGUCCAGCUCUUCGUGAUCGACAACGGCGCGGACGACUGGCGGAUAGCCAUGACCUACGAGCGCAUCCUCUACAUCAGCCUGGAGAUGCUGGUGUGUGCCAUCCACCCCAUUCCCGGCGAGUACAAGUUCUUCUGGACGGCACGCCUGGCCUUCUCAUAUACCCCGUCGCGGGCCGAGGCCGACGUGGACAUCAUCCUGUCCAUCCCCAUGUUCCUGCGCCUGUACCUGAUCGCGCGCGUCAUGCUGCUGCACAGCAAGCUCUUCACCGACGCCUCCUCGCGCAGCAUCGGGGCCCUGAACAAGAUCAACUUCAACACCCGCUUCGUCAUGAAGACGCUCAUGACCAUCUGCCCGGGCACCGUGCUGCUGGUGUUCAGCAUCUCGCUGUGGAUCAUCGCCGCCUGGACUGUCCGCGUCUGCGAAAGUCCUGAAUCACCAGGCCGGCUCUCUCGCUCAUCACUUCCUGCUUGGUACCAUGACCAGCAGGACGUAACUAGUAACUUUCUGGGUGCCAUGUGGCUCAUCUCCAUCACAUUCCUUUCCAUUGGUUAUGGGGAUAUGGUGCCCCACACAUACUGUGGGAAAGGUGUCUGUCUUCUCACUGGCAUCAUGGGUGCGGGCUGCACUGCCCUCGUGGUGGCCGUGGUGGCCCGGAAGCUGGAACUCACCAAAGCAGAGAAGCACGUUCACAACUUCAUGAUGGACACCCAGCUCACCAAACGGAUCAAGAACGCUGCAGCCAACGUCCUGCGGGAAACGUGGCUCAUCUAUAAACACACGAAGCUGCUGAAGAAGAUUGACCACGCCAAGGUCAGGAAGCACCAGAGGAAGUUCCUCCAGGCUAUCCACCAACUGAGGAGCGUCAAGAUGGAGCAGAGGAAGCUGAGUGACCAAGCCAACACCCUCGUAGACCUUUCCAAGAUGCAGAAUGUCAUGUACGACCUGAUCACGGAACUCAGUGAUCGCAGCGAGGACCUGGAGAAGCAGAUCGGCAGCCUGGAGUCCAAGCUGGAGCACCUGACGGCCAGCUUCCACUCCCUGCCCCUGCUCAUCGCCGACGCCCUGCGCCAGCAGCAGCAGCAGCUGCUGUCUGCCGUCCUGGAGGCCCGGGGCGUCAGCGUGGCGGUGGGCACCACUCACGCCCCACUCUCCGAAAGCCCUAUUGGGGUCAGCUCCACCUCCUUCCCGACCCCGUACACAAGCUCAAGCAGUUGCUAAAUAAAACUCCCCACUCCAGAAGCGUUACCCGUAGGUCUUAAGAUGCAAAUCGACCGUCUCCUGGCCGCUUCGCCACCGAGGAACGUUGAGACCUGGCAACGGAAGCAAGCGAGGCCCAGCUGACUGACGGACUCGUGUUCAUCCAGCGUGCUUGGUUCGACUUGCCUUGAAACCGGAAACCGAAUCUCUGUCUAGGUGCCUCUACUUGGGAGCGGGAAGACGGCAGGAAGCGCCGCCUCUGGCAGGGCCCUUGCUGCAGAGUUGGUGGAGAACAGAAACCCACGCUCAAUCUCAGGUCUUCACGCGGGGGUGGGGGAGGCUGGGCGCACUGCAGGAGCCAGCCGCGGAGCCAGCCGGGGAGAGGGGUGGUGUCAGGCUUGGGGAGGGGCUGCUUGCCAAGGAGCCUGUUUCCUUUGGUCUGAGGAAGCCUUGGAGUGGGGAGGGGACAAGAGUAACAGAACUGCCCACAAUUUGCCAAACCAGACACACCCAGUUUAGAUGAGGGGUGGGGGAGACGCAACUCAAAGCCAGAUAUCCCAUCCAAUCUUCCUUAACACCCGUAUCUACCCGUGUGUGUGCAAUGGGCACGCACACACACACACACCCCACACUCAGUCCAGCUCCUUUCUAGUUUGAGCUUAGCCCACAUCAUAAAAAGGGGAAAAGGGGACCUGGUACCUUAUCCUGCACACAGUAGGUGCUCGGUAAACGUGCGUCUAGGUGGUUUGAUGCUGACGUGGGGGUGCUUGCGGUGCAGGUAGUCGGCUAGUGUCGGCCACUUUCUGAGCUGCACCCAAGAGGUGAGUCCCUUCCAAAGCAGUGUGGGCUGGUUAGCCCGGCGUGUGCCCCGCGCUUGGCUUGAGAUGAGUGCCACGCCACAAGUGUUGGCAUUCGGGAGGGAGAAGUGGGUUUCUCAAAACAACCACUUCUGCGGAGUUUUCUGUUUCCAUCGAAGCAAGCUGCGUACCAGUGGACCAUGUGACCAGGUGUAUGUGAGGGGCCAGGGACGGGUGCACACCAGUGACACCUCAGUAAGCAGAUGUCCCACCUGGGGAUUUGCUGCGCUGUAUCUGUCCAGCAGGAGGUUUCAGUCCCAGGCAUCAGGAGUGCAAAAGGGUCAAGUGCCUCACCUGUGAGCUGCCGAGCUGGGAGGAGAGGGGGUGGAGAGUGGCCGCAGGGCCCCUUCUGCCUGACCUGCGAGGCGGUGAAAGGAAAGGGAGCUCUUAGGGAGCCUUGUGGGUUAGGAAAGAGGACAGCGCUGCCCAGAGCCUGACCCUGUUGUCCCAGGUCACUCUCGGUGCAAAGACUAUCCAACACAUCUCAAACUCCAAGAGACUUCAGAAGCAUCGAGAUCCAGUGCAGUGCCAGGAAGCAAAGCUUCCUCUCAGCGCUCCAUAAUCUGACCACACAACAUUCGCGACGCGGAAGCCAGCGUGUUAUUCCUCACUUUUCCCAUUCAGAGGUCUUCAACUUCUGCUUGUGGAAAACCAACGCUAAGGCAUAGUUCAUCUGUUUAGGGUAAAGGGAAAGAGGGUGGCUUGCCUGUGGUUGUCAUCUUGGGCUUCGCUGGGUAACCAGACAGCAGCACCACGUGGAAGGCGGUGCCUGGAUGAGUCCCCUUGUACAGCACGGGGCCUGGUCUCCUAGCACAAGCGGCUCGCCGCAAGCCAGGGUGGAUAACCCGAGAGUGAGAGCUGCUCUGUGGCUCGGCCCCGCCCUCUGGCUCUGCUAUUGCUGCUGCCCCAAGCUCCCUCACGGUUUAUCUUAGGAACUGCCUUGAGCAUUUUCUAGAAUUGUUUCGCAUACCAGAGAUGCCACACCUGCUGUUGGCUUUUUAUUUUUUUACUUGUUCUUUUAACGUAUUACUUACCCGAAAGAUCUCUCCCUCACUUUUUUUAUGUCCCAAGAAUGGUGCUCCUGUUUUCAGUGACGGUCCCGCUGAACCUAGAAGCAGAUAUCUAGACAGAUGAAAUACCCAUGCAGUUCCUUUGUGGCAUUGGUUCCACUUCACAAAGCAAAGGCCACUGACAGGCCCGCCCUAGUGUGCCAAUCUUUUAACCAACCCACAGCCCUCAACUACUGGCUCCCACUCGGCCCUUCUAUUCUCCUGUAACUCUGCGAAGUGAGGGUGUGGGUGUGGGUGUGGGUUUGUGCACAUAGAAGGACUUAGUCUUUAUUUCAAAUAAAUGAUGUGUGAGAUUCCACUGCCACUCCUCCUGCCUAGAAGUGCACACAGACUGUCACUUAUCCGUCAUGGUCUGUGGAGAGCUCUUCAACCCAUCCCCGAGGCUCUCACUUAGGUAAACCCCGAGGACCAAGCCAGCAGCACUAGCCCAGGGAGUGGUGGGGGUCGUUUCCAUAGCAGUAGCCGCCGGCAUCCUGGAGACACACGAGUGUUGGCGGCAUGACUGACCAAUUGGUAGUGCAAUAGCUAUCCUUGGCAAAAGAGUGCUUUAAAAAAAAAAAAUAAUAAGUGACUGACUCUGCAUGUUGAUCCGCAGCAGUGCUUCUCUAGUUCGGUAUUUUAGCUUUAAGUGGGGGAAGUUAUGCCUUCUCCGGCAAGUACAAUCAAUCCUUGCUGACUUAGCUACUGGUGACCCUGGGUGUAGCUCGCCCAGGUUUUCCUCCUACAUCUGUUGGCUAAUUCCUCUCAGUCAGAUGAGAAAAGGGGGCAGGUGGAUUCUCACGCCAGGCCUUCUCAUACCCUACUUCCGAGUUUAGUAGUGGAGAUUUGAUUAUCUACUCUACAAUCAGCUGUCAUAAAACUGACUUCUGGGUAUCCUCACUCCAGUACUAAACUGGUUGAUUUCUGCCCACUCCUGGAAGGCUGACCCAAGGCAGUGGCUCUACUGCCGUCUUUCUGAUGACCCAGUGACAGGUCAAGGCUCUCGAAUAUUCCUUGCAAUGUCUGGAUGCUUGAAUUAGAACUGCAGAGCCACCCCCUUCCCCCAUCGCUUAAGCCAUAUUCUAGCUUCACGUACUGUAAAGCCAGGACGCCCUGUGCUGCCCUCAGACCACUGAUUCAGCGAGACUCCAAGACACAGCGUCAGUGGUGAAUCACGCCAGACGAGGGGCUCGCUCCUCCUUAGAUUGAAGUCCAAAUAAAAACCGCACCUUUGGAUCCAAGGCCACCUGUGUGUGAUCGUCAUUAGUAAGUCGCCAUGCAGCACCUAGGAUGAUGCCUGCUAUCUUCCGGACACGUGACUCAUGCCGCUCAGUCUCUGCAGUCCAGAGGAACAAGCGGGGUGAGGCCCUGAGUUCCUGCUGACAUCUGCCCUCAGCAGGAACUGGUGGUUGCAAGCAGCCUCAUCCAGCAGGAGACGGAGAGAAAUGCCCAAGUGCCCAGCGAGGGCGCGCUGUUGUUCUCAUUAGAUGCCAAGAAGGAAGAGCACCGCAGAAAUAACCAUUAUAAUGUACUUGGGGAUCUCCCUUUACAUUUCAGUUCUUCCCUUUAGAAUGAACAGUCAUGGAAAAGAAGAAAACCGGUGAUACAAAUCAGCAUCAGUAAAGAUCUAGGACAUCAGUGGCCGAGUAAUACGCCCACCUCAUGCACCACUUCCGCUGUAUUUAAAUGGAGACGUGGCUGAUAUCCCUAAGUACCAAAUAUCCAAAGAGAAACAUUGUCAUUAGCAGUGGCCCAGCCAGACUCCAUCCAGUCCGCACCUCGUGCUGAUUUGAGUGCAGUCGGGAGUUAACCAGUUAUUACCUACCCACUAGCAAGUGAGCUCAGCAGGGAGAAAUACAGGAUCUGCAUGCAGUUUCAGGACCUCCCUCCUUCCGGGCACAACUUGACGAACAGUGCAAACCCCCUUUCAGACUCAGUGUUCCUCCCCAGAACAACCGGCAUUGCCGCCGCCACGGUGCCGCGGCCGAGGCCCCGAGCAGCCAUUGCACUACCAGUAGGUUACCGCUCUUUUAAAGCCACUGUCUUUAAACCUUGAAGUGUGUCCCCGGCUUAUGCAGUCAUUCUGCUUCCCUGAAAGUUGCUAGCAGCAGUUUGAGGAUCCGCUGGUGGUGGCUUUGCCGUCCCUACUGACUCGGCGGCAUCUGGUUUCAGUACCUUAGACAGCUAUCUGCUGGCUUCCCGGCAGCCACGCCCAGCCCCUCUCCUCCCCCUCCCCCGGCAGGCAGUCUGCCCGCUCGACGACGCCCUGGGCAGUAUCCCUUCCUUCUGCACUGCCACAGAAGUUCUGGGUGUGGGACUGCUGGUGCCACUGGAAGGGAGCAUCCCAGGGAGGGCAAUAUUUCCCGUCCGCCUGUGGUGGUAGAGAGCUUGAGCCAGGCUGCGUGACCAGAAAUUAACAGUAUACUCCUGUCAGACAAGUAAUAUGUAGGUUUUUAUUGAACUAGACCACAGCUUAUUCAAAAGUACUCAGUGCAAUGGUAUAUACGUAUAUACAGAUAGAGAAAAAACAACUGUGAUCUUUUUGUCUUUCAUCAUUACUGGAAAUACCCCCACCAUGAACUGGAGUUCCCUCUGAACAAAACCAAUGUCAAAUCUUCAACGUAUGACCUCCAAAUCUAGGUGCCAAGCGCCCUGCGACACUUGUUUACACACCUGAGAAAUGUAUGCUGGAAGCUGUGAGCUUGGGCCCUGGACCAUGUGUUGAAACCAACAAAAGAGACGUCGUGACCAACCCAGCUGGUGGAGGAAAAGCACAAAAUUCAACACCAACCUGUAGUCAGGAUUCCAAAGAGAUGCUGACCUUUAUAGCCAAAAAAAAAAAAAAAAAGACAAAUCAAAUAUGAAUCUGAUUGGAACAGCCAGCAUCCAGCUUCACAGGACGGGGCACAUUCUGUGGUUGUGUCAUUGAACCAGGUUUCUGAACCCCAGCCAGGACUGUUCCAUCUCCGUCAGACACAAAUCUGAUGGUGCGACAGCUCCGUUUUGGCCCCAGACUCUCCAUUCUGCACUGGCCACAAGAGGAUAACAACAGAGUGACAGAUGUCCAUGGAGGAGACGUUAUCAUGGCAAACUCGGAAACUCAAGUGUUUAUACUCAGAAUCGGACGAGCUUCAACAUGAAUUUGCGUCUUGCCUCUGUACUGCUUGCUAUUUUUUAACCAUAGGAGAAAGCAUAACAGUUUAUUUUAAAUAUGAAAUAUAUUGCUAUAUUAUAAAAUAUAUUGUAACUUUCAAUUAA